Cicer arietinum (chickpea) is the source of this 3664-nucleotide messenger RNA. RefSeq names its product protein PLASTID MOVEMENT IMPAIRED 1-RELATED 1-like. The record is from RefSeq and is a predicted model, not a curated record. Lineage: Eukaryota; Viridiplantae; Streptophyta; Magnoliopsida; Fabales; Fabaceae.
AUUUGAAAUGAAAAAAGAAAAGUGCAAGCAAAGAACAACAAUUAUCCAACCAUCUCUUUUGUUUAUCAUUUCCGUUACAGACUUUUAAUCUAAAUUUAUUGGCUUUAUCUUAUUCUUCUUCUCGUCUUUUCCAACACCACCUGAAAAGAAAGAUAAUGUUGCCGAAAAUUGAAGAAGAGCAUAACACGUUGUUACAAGAUGUUGAAACUAUUAGAAAAACUCUCUACAUGGAAAGAACCCUUUCUAGGAAUUCAACAUCAUCAUCAUCAUCAUCAUCAAAAUUCACAGACAAAGAUCCUAAACCAAACCCUAAUAAUAAAGAAGAUAAUUUGAAAAAGGAUAAGAAAUCUAUAUGGAAUUGGAAUCUAUUAAGAGCACUUUCCCUAACAAGGAGUAAGAAAUUCAAUUGUUGUUUUUCUCUCCAAAUCCAUUUGAUUGAAGGUUUACCUUUGAGUUUCAAUGAUUCUACCCUUUGUGUUCAUUGGAAGAGGCGCGACGAGCAUUUGGUGACUCCUCCUGCUAAAGUAAUUAAAGGUUCUGCUGAAUUUCAAGACAUUUUGAGUUACACGUGUUCAAUUACUGGAAGUAAAAGUGGACCGCACAAUUCUGCAAAAUAUGAAGGUAAACAUUUUUUGCUCUAUGCUUCUGUGGUUGGUGUUCCUGAACUUGAUUUAGGGAAGCAUCGUUUGGAUAUCACAAGGUUGCUUCCUCUUGCUUUGGAAGAUCUUGAAGAGGAGAAGAGUUCAGGGAAAUGGACUACAAGUUUUAGGUUAUCAGGAAAGGCUAAAGGUGCUGUGAUGAAUGUAAGUUUUGGGUAUGUAGUGGUUGGUGAUAACAACAUUUGUGCUCCUUAUGUAUUGACUUCAAGGCAAAAUUGUAUAGCUUUGAGUGAAACCGAUAUAAAUCCGUGUCAGUAUUCGCCUCGGUUUAUAGAUGAGGUGAAGGAUCUUCAUGAGGUAUUGAUGUCAUCAAAAUCAGUAAUGGAAAGUUCAGCAGAUGUCUUGUAUAAGAAAAUUGAUGAUGAAAACACAUGUGGUCCCCUGCACAUGAAACAUGAACUUGUAUUAAAAGAGAAUCUUGAGCCAAUCAAACUUGAUGCAUGUCGUUCGCCUGAUACUGAAAUAGGAAAGCUAGUAGAACAUCAGUGUAAUGAAAGAAAAACAUGUAGUCCAGUGUGUGGCGAAUCUGAAUUUGAUGUGUUUCAAGAAAGCUUGGAGACAUUUGAGACAGAUGGUUAUUCUUUAUCUGAGUCUGUAAAUGAGAAUUCUGAUGAUUUUUCUGUUGUUGAUCAAGGCAUUGAAUUCAAUGUCAGUGAUAGUUCUAAGGAAAGUGUCGUGGUACAUGAAAUUUCUAACAAAAGCGAUGAGUUAUGGACGAAAGAAAUUCUCCUGCAAGAAAUAGAAUCAGCAUUGAAUAGUAUCUCAGAGUUGGAGACAAUAGCAUUGGAAUCUCCCAAAAUUAUGGAAGUCACAUCUGAGUGUAAGUUCAGAAAGUCACAGAGCUUGGAUGAUUUCACUGAAUCAGUUGCCAGUGAAUUUUUGAGUAUGCUAGGCGUAGACCAUAGUCCAACGGGCUUUAGUUCUGAAAGUGAUCCCGAGUCUCCAAGAGAGUGCCUUUUAAGACAAUUUGAGAAGGAUGUUGGGUCUGAAUGUUUCUCUUUAUUUAAUGUGGAUUAUGAUGAAGAAGAAGAAGAAGAUUGUGUUUAUGAUGCUUCUGAGCAGUGUAAGUUCUCUACUGGUAUUAGAGCACCAUCCUUGUUGCAUGAUCUGCAGGAAGGGCUUGAAUUUGAAAAUGUGAGGAGCAAACCAAAGGGUCACAUACUAGAAGACUCAGAAACAGAAGCCUUAAUGCGUGAAUGGGGUUGGAGUGAGGAGUCUUUUCAGCAUUCUCCACCAAAAGGCGUUGCCGGUUUUGGAAGUCCAAUACCUCAACUACCUGAAGAGCCUCCUAGAUUACCUCCUCUGGCAGAAGGGUUUGGUCCUUUCCUCCAGACAAAAAAUGGCGGAUUUCUACGGUCUAUGAAUUCCUCACUUUUCAGGAAUGCUAAAAGUGGUGGGAACUUAAUCAUGCAGGUUUCCAACCCUGUUGUUAUGCCUGCAGAAAUGGGUUCAGGGAUAAUGGAGACUUUGCAUUAUUUGGCAUCAGUCGGAAUUGAAAAGCUUUCGAUGCAGGCAAACAAGUUUAUGCCUCUUGAAGAUAUCACAGGGAAGACAAUACAACAAAUAUCAUGGGAAUCUAUGCCAAACUUAGAAGGCAAUGGCAGGCAAUGCCAUUUGCAGCAUGAUUUGGCAACGUGGAAAGGUUCUUCUUGCAUGCAAAGGGGCUUGAAAGAAUUAUCAUCUGAUGAGUUCAGUUCAAUUUCAAUUGGCAACCAAGGAGGUUCAGGAUUCUUUUCAUUGGAAGAUCUUGCUCCUUUGGCUAUGGAUAAAAUUGAAGCACUUUCGAUGGAGGGUUUAAAAAUACAAUCUGGGAUGUCUGAGGAGGAUGCCCCAUCAAACAUCAUUGCAAAUUCCUUUAAAAAUCUUGCUGGUCUCCAGGCCAAGAGGGUUGACAUUGGAAAUUCUCUUGGCCUAGAUGGAGCUGCUGCUUUACAGUUGUUGAAUAACAGAGACAGCAGCGAUGAAGUUGAUGGGAUAAUGGAACUAUCAUUAACUCUUGAUGAGUGGAUGAGACUAGAUUCGGGUGAGAUUGAUGAUAUAGAUGAUAUCAGUGAACAUACUUUCAAACUUCUUGCAGCCCAUCAUGCCAACUCUUUCGACGUUGUCCGUGAGAGUUCAAAAGGAAGGAAGAAAAAAGGCAAAGGUCAUGGCAGGAAAUGUGGUUUGCUAGGAAACAAUUUCACAGUAGCACUAAUGGUGCAGCUUCGCGAUCCUCUGAGAAAUUACGAGCCAGUUGGAACACCAAUGCUUGCUCUUAUACAAGUGGAGAGAGUGUUUGCCCCACCAAAGCAAAAGCUUUACUUGACUGUGUCUGAGGUAGGGAACAAUACUGAUGAAGAUGAUGAGUGUGAAAUAAGAGCAAAGGUGGAGAUGAAAGACAACAAAGAGGAGAGAAGUAUUAAAGAAAAAGGCAUUGCUCAGUUCAGAAUUACAGAAGUCCAUGUUGCAGGUCUUAAGAUUGAGUCCCAAAAAAAGAAACUUUGGGGUACAUCAAGUCAGCAACAAUCUGGUUCGCGCUGGUUGAUUGCUAAUGGAAUGAGCAAGAGCAAUAAGAAUCCACUGAUGAAGUCUAAGGUUGCUUCUAAGAUUGGCGCUCAGGGCACUACCACAAAGGUGCAACCUGGGGACACAUUGUGGAGCAUAUCGUCUCGUAUUUAUGGUACUGGUGCAAAAUGGAAGGAAUUAGGAGCACUAAAUCCACACAUAAGAAAUCCCAAUAUCAUUAUACCAAAUGAAUCUAUAAGAAUACGUUGACUAGUAAAUGUAUGUAUAUAUAUUUUAAUUUUUUUUAGAAAAGGGCCUAUCUUUAUGAGAGGCAGUGUUUGAAGAAGUUACUUGAUUUUUGCCAUUAUGAUUAAGAACUCACAUGGACUCGGGACCCAGAAUUGGGGUUGUUUUGUUUUGCCAGGGUUUGCCGUGAGUAACUUUGCCACGUUGUAUUAGAUUUUGGAAAAAGAAAGUAAAUCUUAUGUGAAUAAAAUAAUGAGAUGAAUUUUAUCAAGAAA